GUAUCAUUCAGUGCUCGUCUGCCACGAGGAAAGAGGGAAUGGAUGAAAAAAAGUAAACGACAGUGAUUGAAAUAGCCACGAUGGCCACUGAAGGAAUACUGGACAUUUCGAAGGAAGAGGAGAAAAAACUGAGGGAAUUAUUUGACAAUCUGGAUGUAAACAAAGACGGAAGAAUUGACAUCAAUGACCUGACUCAGGCUCUGUCCACCUUACAAGUUCCACAAACACCGGGUCAUGCAAAGAAAUUCUUUGACAAGCAUGAUAAAGAUAAAGAUGGGCAGAUCGACUUUGCAGAAUUUGUUAAGUAUGUCACAGAUCAUGAGCGCAAACUACGGCUGUAUUUCAAGAAAAUUGACACAAAUGAUGAUGGGUCUAUUGAUAGAGAAGAAAUUAUUGAAUCAUUUAAAAGACUUGGUGUUGCCAUUGAGCCAAGUGAAGCAGAUAAAUUAUUGUCCAAAAUGGACAAAGAUGGUACACUAAAAAUUGAAUGGUCAGAAUGGAGGGAUUUUCUGCUUCUCUCUCCUUCUCAGAAUAUAAACGAAAUUCUUCAACACUGGCGCCAUGCCUCUAUGAUAGAUGUUGGUGAAAACAUCAUUGUACCAGAUGACUUCACCGAGAAAGAAAUGAAGACAGGGAUCUGGAGGAUAAAUCUGAUGGCUGGAGGCAUGGCAGGGGCGGUGUCAAGGACAUGUACAGCCCCUCUGGAUAGGAUCAAGGUCAUGUUACAGGUGCAUGGAACAAGCAAAAAUAAAUUUGGUGUAAUAAAUGGUUUCAAACACAUGCUGGAGGAAGGUGGUGUAAAAUCCAUGUGGCGAGGAAAUGGUGUGAAUGUCAUCAAGAUAGCCCCAGAGACUGCCCUAAAAUUUAUGGCAUAUGAGCAGUUUAAGAGAAUGAUUCAUGGAGACUCCAAAGAGGAACUUCUUGUUGCAGAGAGAUUAUUGGCAGGGUCAUUAGCUGGAGCAACGGCCCAAACCGUUAUCUACCCAAUGGAGGUUCUUAAAACUCGACUUGCUAUCAGGAAGACUGGCCAGUAUAAAGGAAUUCUUGAUUGUGCUAUGAAAAUUUAUGCAAAAGAAGGUGGCGCUGUGUUUUACAGAGGCUAUGUACCAAAUUUACUAGGAAUUAUUCCAUAUGCUGGAAUUGAUCUAGCUGUCUAUGAGACAAUGAAGAAAUUGUAUAUGAAAACAUAUGAAAACAAAAACCCUGGGAUAUUUGUGCUGCUUGGAUGUGGAACCAUUAGCUGUACUGCUGGUCAACUGGCCAGCUAUCCUCUAGCUCUUGUACGGACUAAACUCCAAGCUCAAGGUGCAAAAGCUGAUUCAAUGGUAGGACUUUUCAAGAAGAUUGUGAAACAGGAUGGUUUUACAGGACUAUAUAGAGGCAUUGUACCAAACUUUAUGAAAGUUAUUCCAGCUGUUGGAAUUAGUUAUGUGGUGUAUGAAAAAUCUCGACAUUGGCUUCUAAAUACAAGUUAGAAAUAGCUAUUACAAUAUUUGUUAUUAUUCAUAAUAAUAUGUGGUACACAAUAUGUUCUGUAUACACUUUUGAUGUUGUGAUAUAUAUAUUCCAUUGGAAUGUUGUCUUCACUUUCUUGUACAUCAAAUACAUACAUGUACAUGUAUAAUGUUGUAAGUCUAAUAUUUUUUCACAGGGGUAGUCUAUAGUUAUUUUUUCCCCAAUUAUUACAUCGUUGUCAAAUUGCCUACAGUAAACAAUAAAAUAUAAAGCUAAAAGUUA
Molecule: messenger RNA, 1737 nt
Organism: Saccostrea echinata
Lineage: Eukaryota; Metazoa; Mollusca; Bivalvia; Ostreida; Ostreidae
Product: calcium-binding mitochondrial carrier protein SCaMC-2-like
Exons: 10
Coding region: 81-1475 (464 amino acids)
Biological process (GO): transmembrane transport
Cellular component (GO): mitochondrial inner membrane
Molecular function (GO): ATP transmembrane transporter activity; calcium ion binding
Source: RefSeq, a predicted model, not a curated record